Molecule: messenger RNA, 597 nt
Organism: Symbiodinium necroappetens
Lineage: Eukaryota; Dinophyceae; Suessiales; Symbiodiniaceae
Source: the annotation of a GenBank genome assembly
AUGGAGGUGAUCACGUGGGACAGGGUGUUGUCAGAGGCGGAGAUGGUGGCCACCGUCGACUACUUGAAGUGGAAGCUGAGGGCAGGUGCCGUGCUCGAGGCUUCGGAACAUCUUGCUCAGGAGACCGAAAAGAACUUCGACUCCUGGGGUAAUCAACAUUUGAGCGAUGUUAGUCACCAAACUUUCGAAGUGGACUUGGCCAACGGCUACAAAGCAGACUUGACAGGGUGGACACAUACAAGAGACUACGCACGGGGCUUUCUCACAAACAAACACGGGGUAUCCACUGCAGUCGUGAAGGGGCUGACGCCAGCAGCGCAGUACCUCUACCAGAUCUACAUGGUUCACGAGAUAACCCACUGGGCAGGCGCAGCCAAGGUGUCUGUGAACCAUGGUGUGCAGGGAACGUGCAGUGCGGAUAGUUUCAACGAAGCCAAGUUCUCCGGGGUGGCAGUGGCUUCGCCUAGAGGUGAGAUCAACUUCGAGUUCGAGAAGGUCUCCGUGCAUCUCGACCUUUCCGGCAUCGCCAUUGCGAAAGUUAGCUCGCCAGCCAGUUUGCUUCAGGAGGCCUCCAUCGCGACGGGGCGUUUGGAAGGA